AUGGAGCAGCUGAAGACGCUGGGGAGAGAACUUGCAAUGGGGUCCCACGGUCAGUCGAAGGAGUUUCUGGACCUCAUCAAGUCCAUCGGCGAGGCCCGAUCCAAGGCCGAGGAGGACCGCAUCGUCCUCCGCGAGAUCGAAACCCUAAAGCGCCGCAUCAACGACGCCGACACGCCCAAGCGCAAGAUGAAGGAGUACAUCAUCCGCCUCCUCUACGUCGAGAUGCUCGGCCACGACGCAUCCUUCGGCUACAUUCACGCCGUCAAGAUGACUCACGACGACGCCCUCCUCCUCAAGCGCACUGGUUACCUCGCCGUCACCCUCUUCCUCAGCGACGACCACGACCUCAUCAUCCUCAUCGUCAACACCAUCCAGAAGGAUCUAGCCUCCGACAACUACCUCGUCGUCUGCGCCGCCCUUAACGCGGUCUGCCGUCUUAUCAACGAGGAAACCAUCCCCGCUGUCCUUCCCCGCGUUGUCGACCUCCUCAACCACUCCAAAGACGCCGUCCGGAAGAAGGCCGUCAUGGCGCUUCAUCGUUUCUACCAGAAAUCUCCCUCCUCCGUCUCCCACUUGUUAACUAAUUUUCGCAAGCGCUUGUGCGAUAACGAUCCCGGAGUCAUGGGCGCUUCUCUUUGCCCUCUCUUUAACCUUGUCUCCGACGAUGCUAAUUCUUACAAGGAUCUCGUUGUUAGCUUCGUCAACAUUCUUAAACAGGUUGCAGAACACCGGUUGCCCAAGACUUAUGAUUAUCACCAAAUGCCUGCACCCUUCAUUCAGGUUAAGAUGCUAAAAAUUCUGGCAUUGUUGGGAAGUGGCGACAAGCAGGCUAGUGGACACAUGUACACUGUGCUUGGUGAUAUAAUUAGGAAAAGUGAUUCGAUGACCAACAUAGGGAAUGCGGUUCUCUAUGAGUGCAUAUGCUGUGUUGCUUCUAUAUAUCCCAAUUCGAACUUAUUAGAUUCAGCAGCGGAUGUAAUUGCUAAAUUUUUGAAGAGUGACAGUCAUAAUCUCAAGUACAUGGGCAUUGAUGCCCUUGGUCGGCUGAUAAAGUUAAGUCCACAUAUUGCAGAACAACACCAACUUGCCGUCAUUGACUGCUUAGAGAUCAUUCAAUGCUUGUUGUACUUCAUGUUUUCAUAUGCAAUCUGCAAGUCAAACCAAAUGAUGAUCAGUGUUACUGAAUUUCUGUUAUUUUCAUCUGGUCUCGACAAAAAGUUGCCAGAGGCAGAUGGUGGUGGCUGGGCAGCCAAGGACUGGAAUAGUAGAGACCCUGAUGAUAGUCUGAAACGAAAAACUUUUGAACUGUUAUACAAAAUGACCAAGUCCUCCAAUGUGGAAGUGAUUGUUGAUAGAAUGAUUGAUUACAUGAUUAGCAUAAGUGAUGACCAUUACAAAACCUAUAUAGCAUCUCGAUGUGUGGAACUUGCUGAACAAUUUGCACCAAGUAAUCAUUGGUUCAUACAGACCAUGAAUAAAGUUUUUGAGCAUGCUGGAGAUCUUGUUAAUAUUAAAGUGGCACAUAAUUUAAUGCGGUUGAUUGCUGAAGGAUUUGGGGAGGAUGAUGAUGCUGCAGACAGUCAGUUGAGAUCAUCUGCUGUCGAGUCAUAUUUGCGCAUUAUUGGAGAGCCCAAGCUUCCUUCUGUGUUUCUUCAAGUCAUCUGUUGGGUUCUGGGGGAAUAUGGAACAGCGGAUGGAAAGUAUUCUGCUUCUUAUAUCAGUGGAAAGUUAUGUGACAUUGCAGAGGCAUAUUCUAAUGAUGAAGAUGUUAAGGCUUAUGCAAUAUCAGCAUUGAUGAAAAUUUAUGCGUUUGAAGUAGCAGCUAAGAGGAACGUGGAUAUACUACCCGAGUGUCAAUCUUUGAUUGAAGAAUUAUUGGCGUCCCAUUCUACAGAUUUGCAGCAACGUGCUUAUGAAUUGCAAGCCCUUAUAGGUUUGGGAGCACAAGCUGUUGAAUCAAUAAUGCCAAGAGAUGCAAGUUGUGAAGAUAUUGAGAGUGCUAGCAGCAAUGGUGGUUGUUAUGACAAUGAUAGCGACAAAGAUGGUGACACUAAUUUGGUGGUGAUAGUGCUAGCUGCUACCAUGGAAGUGGUGUCAAAAGUUUUGGCAACAAUGGUGAAAGUGGUGGUGGUUACUAUAGCAAUUGUGGUUGACAAGAAUCUUUCUUUCCUCAAUGAUUAUGUUCAGCAGUCUCUAGAAAGGGGUGCACAAUCCUAUAUUCCCGAGGAUGAGCGCAUUGGAACAGGGAAUAUGAACAAUUUCAGAAGCCAUGAUCAUAAUGAAUCUUUGCAGCAUGGUCUAAGAUUUGAGGCAUAUGAAGUUCCAAAGGCUCCAGUGCAACCUAAAGCUACUCCAGUUUCAUUCGCAUCCUCAGCAGACACUGUUCCAGUACCUGAGGCACUGUCUUCCAGGGAGACUCGCCAUAUCUCAUCACUGGGAUUAACAUCAGAGGCUGGAUCAUCAGAGCUUAAGCUAAGGCUUGAUGGUGUUCAGAAGAAGUGGGGCAGGCCAACUUAUUCGUCUCCAACAUCAUCUGCCUCUGACUCUUAUUCUACUUCCCAAAAGCCAACAAAUGGAGCAACACAGGUGGAUAGUGCUACAGCAGUUAAUUCAAAAGUACGGGAUAGUUAUGAUUCACGAAAGAUGCAGGUUGAGAUUAAUCCAGAAAAGCAGAAGCUUGCUGCUUCAUUGUUUGGUGCUUCAACUAAACCUGAGAAAAGAUCAUCUACAAGUCAUAAGGUUCCAAAAUCUAAUGCAGACGGAUCUCAGGGAUCAAAGGCUGCUGUUGUACCCAAUGAAUUAGCUGUGGAAAAAACAAUUCAUCAACCCCCUCCUGAUUUGCUUGACAUGGGGGAACUAGCUGUCACUACAGCUCCUCCCUCUGUGGAUCCAUUUCAGCAAUUGGAAGGGCUUCUUGACCCAAGUAUUAAUUCUGGAAUAGCUCAUAAUGUGGGUGGUACUACAAAUGCCCCUGAUAUUAUGGGAUUAUAUUCGGAGAGUACUGGCAGUGGUGGCUAUUCUAUACCUGUAAGUGGGGAUAAUGUAAAUUUUUUAUCUGAAUUGUCAAAUGCAGCUGUAAAAGCUACUAGUGGAGAAACAACUAUGACGCCUUUGCCGCAAUCUAUUAAGGGUCCAAAUGCUAAAGAUUCUUUGGAUAAGGAUGCACUAGUGAGGCAGAUGGGUGUGAAUCCCUCAAGUCAGAAUCCUAACUUGUUCAGUGACUUGCUUGGCUAA
Molecule: messenger RNA, 3234 nt
Organism: Sphenostylis stenocarpa
Lineage: Eukaryota; Viridiplantae; Streptophyta; Magnoliopsida; Fabales; Fabaceae
Source: the annotation of a GenBank genome assembly